AUGAAAUCCUCCUUCUCGCGCCAAAUCAUACCGACGCUAACACAGAGAGAGAUAGAGAAAGAGAGAGGAGGAGGAGGAGGAGGCCAAACACCAGGGACACCUCCACCACACCAGCGACACCUCCACCACAAGCAACCACCAUCUUCACCUUCACCUCCGGUGACCACCACCACCACCGCAUCCACCUCCGGCAACCAACCCGUCGCAAAAAUGGACGCACCACCUACAACCACCGAGGUCGAAUCCACCACCAAGGUGAUGUUUCUGUUGCCAUCACCAUCGUCUGUGCUAUCGCUAGAGUCUAUUCCGUCAGCAAUGCCUCCUCGAUCGUCGAAUCAAGAUGAGAUAGAUACUAAUGAGGAGGAGGAGGUAUGGAGUGGACACAAUGAAGAAGAAGAGGAGGUAUCGAGUGAUUCUUCAAAAAAAGUGUAUGAUGAGAUCGGUACUAAUGAGAAUGGAAAGGAGGCAACAGAUAAUUUUGAACUUACAGUUGAGCAACCGAAGGUUGGAAUGAUGUUCGACACUCCAAAUGAAGCUUAUUUGUAUUACUCAAGAUAUGCUAAAGAAAAUGGGUUUGGUGUGGCAAAAAAAUGUCACAAAAAGAGAAGAGAUGGAACCUUGAGGCAUGUAACUUUUGAAUGUAGUCGCGAUGGAAAGGCGAAGGUGAGAACAACCAAUCCGGUCAAACCACGGCCACAAACAAAAAUUGAGUGUCCAGCUCGCCUUAAUUUUUCUAUAUGCCCGGAUGGAAAGUGGAGGUUAAAUCGGGUUGCAUUGGAGCACAAUCAUGAAUAUAGCCCGGGAAAGUCCAAGUUUUACAAAAGCAAUAGGGUUCUUGAUGAACAUGUGAAAAGAAAGCUCAUUUUGAAUGACAAAGCCGGGAUUCCGUUGCAUAAGACUUAUGAUUCACUUCAGAUUCAGGCGGGGGGACAUGAUAACCUUCCAUAUUAUCAGAAGGAUUGCCGAAAUCAUUUGGAUACUGAGCGACGUAAAUUACUUGUUGAAAGAGAUGCUGAGGCGAUGCAUACUUAUUUCAUGAAGAUGAAAGCCGAUAAUUCUGACUUCUUUUUUGCCAUGGAUUUGGAUGAUGAGGGUCGACUGAGGAAUGUAUUCUGGGCUGAUGCAAGGAGUAGGGCAACAUGCAAGGGGUUUGGUGAUGUUGUGACAUUUGACACAACAUACUUGGUAAACAGGGUCGUUACAUAUGACAUGCCUUUUGCUCCAUUUGUAGGCGUCAAUCAUCAUGGUCAGUCAAUAUUAUUGGGAUGUGGACUCAUCUCUCAUGAAGAUACCAAGUCAUUCUCGUGGUUAUUUAAGACUUGGAAGACAUGCAUGUGGGAUUGUGCUCCCAAAGCGAUUAUUACCGAUCAAUGUAUGGCUAUGAAGAAUGCUAUAGACGAAGUAUUUUCUAACACCCGACACCGGUGGUGCAUAUGGCACAUCUUGAAAAAGGUGCCAGAAAAGUUGGGAAGUUACGAUGCGUAUAAAUCUAUUUCACGCACUUUGCACAAUGUAGUUUAUGAUUCACUUACAAAAGAAGAAUUUGAGGAUGCUUGGGCGGUGUUCAUCAAAAAGUACGAACUUCAAAAUAAUGAAUGGUUACAUGGGUUGUACUUGGAGAGGAAUCGAUGGGUGCCGGCUUUUGUAAAAGAUGUAUUUUGGGCGGGAAUGUCAUCCACACAAAGGAGUGAAAGUAUGAAUCAUUAUUUUGAUGGUUACAUCAAUUCAAAGACAACCUUGAAACAAUUUGUGGAGCAAUAUGAGAAUGCAUUGGCGAAAAAGGUGGACAAUGAAAAGAAUGAAGAUACGAAAAGUUCACAAUCUUACAUUCCAUGCAUAAUUGAAGAUGAGUUGGAGAAACAGUUUCAAAGUACUUACACAAACGCGAAGGCGAAAGAGUUUCAAGAUGAAUUUGUCGGGAAACUUGGUUGUUCUUUACAGGAAAGAAAAGUAGGCGAUGUUUGGUCGGAAUAUGAGGUAAAAGAGUGGAUUACAUUCGGAGAAGGAGAAGAGAAAGGCAGAAAACGUGUGUCAUUUACCGUUGAUUUUAAUGGUGAGACCAAUGAAGCCAAUUGUAAUUGUCGAUUGUUUGAGUUUAGAGGUAUGGUGUGUAGACAUCAAUUGAUGGUGUUCCAUGAUAGGGGAGUUCAAAGACUACCUGACAAGUAUGUUUUGAGAAGAUGGAGAAAAUAUGUGAAAAGGGUCCACACUAAGAUUCGAAUCAACUAUGCUAAUUCAUCAACAACAAUUGAAGCACGUCGGCAUGACAACAUGUGCAAUCUCUUUAAUGAGGUUGCCGAUUUGGCGGAAGAUUAUCAAGAGAAGUAUGCUAAGGUGAUGGGACGGUUACGCGAGCUAAAAGAAGAGUUGAUUGAAUCUUCGACUGUUUGUGGAAGUAAUAUGGGUUUGGGUAUCUCUAAUGAUUCCUUUUCACUUGGAGAUGGAGUUUUACCUUCCAAAGAGAGUAGGAACAUCCUUGACCCGGUACCUCUUCGUCGAAAAGGAAGACCACCGUCUAAAAGAAAGCAAGGUGUUGUUGAAAAAAUUUGUAACAAAAAAAAAACAACAAAAAAAUAAGACAUUGUCUAAUGAAAAAGCGAAGGAGGUUGAGGAUAUUGCAGAUGGCCAUGUAUUUGGGACACAAGAAAAUGUCGUAAAUGUAAAUAGUUACCCAAGCUACAUGGGGCAAUUAAUGUGGUCAAACAUGAUGCCUUACAAUAUGCAACCAAAUAUGGCACAAGGCGGAACUAUCCUCCCAUUUUCUCCAACUUUAUGUCCAACCGGAACAAGUUGUGACCAAUUUUUCAACAACUUUCCGACUUCACAAAGCAACAUGUCAAGUUUACUCAAUACUCAUGUUUGGAGAGGACAAUCAAAUAUUAUGGGUACUCAAGUUUGGGGAGGAGGACAAUCAAGUUAUUUGGAAAGUCAAGGACAGGGUUGGGGAGGAGCACAACAAAGUGCUACAGAAAUGAUGAAUGCAAGAGAUAAUGGUGGACAAUAGAAAACCUAUUUGUGUAUCUUGGUGUGUCUUUAUUUUGAUGAGUAUCCUGGGUGUCUCUUUUUUUUGGUGUUACAGCUUAGGGUGGGAGUAUGUAGUACGUAGUUGUU
Messenger RNA from Rhododendron vialii, 3111 nucleotides. RefSeq names its product protein FAR1-RELATED SEQUENCE 6-like. The transcript is spliced from 5 exons. The coding region runs from base 1 to 2577 and encodes 858 amino acids. NCBI's taxonomy places the organism in Eukaryota, Viridiplantae, Streptophyta, Magnoliopsida, Ericales, Ericaceae. Gene Ontology annotation, biological process: regulation of DNA-templated transcription. Gene Ontology annotation, molecular function: zinc ion binding. The record is from RefSeq and is a predicted model, not a curated record.